GACGCAUGCGCCGGUCCCUGUCGGGUCCCUCGGUUGCAGGCGGCGUCGACGUCUGCGUUUCCUUACGGGCGUCUGUGCGCCCCCAGGUCUGUAGAGGAUGCCAAAUGAGGGAAUCUCCCAUCUGAAUCAAACUCAGGAGCAAGACUACUUUCAAGGUCAACAUGGCAGUGAGAGUGAAGAAAUGACAGUCCAGCCAGAAAAUGAUGGCCACGCCGGGGUGGAGGAGAGUCUUCCGUCAUGUUCCUCUGCCAGCGGGCUGUCCACGUCCAUGUCCAUGGGAGGGUGUCCGCCAGAGGGUCCCAAGAAAGGGCUGGCCAGGCUUCACAUCGACAGACACCAGAUCCAGACGGUCGAGGCGAGUGCACAGGCCCUUGAACUUCAGGGCUUGGGCGUGGAUGUCUAUGACCAGGAUGUGCUGGAGCAAGGUGUGCUUCAGCAGGUGGACAGCGCGAUCCAUGAGGCCAGCCGCGUGGCCCAGCUCGCUGAUGCGGAGAAGGAAUAUCGUUCCGUUCUGGAUGACCUCACGUCAUGUACAACAUCCCUAAGGCAAAUCAAUAAAAUUAUUGAACAACUCAGCCCUCAAGCUGCCACCAACAGAGACGUCAACAGGAAACUAGAUUCUGUAAAACGACAGAAGUAUAAUAAGGAGCAACAACUGAAGAAGAUCACAGCAAAACAAAAACGUCUCCAGGCCAUCCUGGGAGGAGCAGAGGUGAACAUUGAAAUGGAUCAUGCCAGUCUGGAGGAGGAGGAUGCAGAGCCGGGCCCGUCCUGUCUCGGCAGCAUGCUCAUGCCCGUGCAGGAGACUGUUUGGGAAGAGCUCGUCCGCACUGGCCAGAUGACACCUUUUGGUACCAAGAUCCCUCAGAGACAGGAGAAAAAGCCUAGAAAGCUAAUGCUCAACGAAGCAUCAGGCUUUGAAAAGUAUUUGGCAGAUCAGGCAAAACUGUCUUUUGAAAGGAAGAAGCAAGCUUGUACUAAAAGAACAGCUACAAAAGCUCGGGCCUCCGUCACUUCAGAACUGAGUUCAACAUGCAGUGAAAACAAGCCAAACAAGAGAAGCCAAGGUCUCUCAAAAACAGACAAACGGUUGAAAAAGAAGAUCAAAAAACUCCAGAGGAAGGCUCUUCAGUUCCAGGGGAAAGUGGGAUUGCUAAAGGGAAAGAAAUCACUGGAGUCUGAGGUGAGGCCAGAGGCAGAGGGAGACUCCCAGGGCGAGGAGUCUGAGUACUUGCCCUCAGAGGAGGAGCAGGAGGCGGCGGUGGGGCCUGAGCUGUCGGGAGAGGGCGCCGACUACGAACUGAAGCCCUUACACAAAAACCGGAGACGGAGUAAGAAAGCUGCAGUGCAGGAGGUUGAUGAUGACUUUUUCCCAAGUUCUGAGGAAGAAUCUGAAGCUGCAGGAGGAAGCAGAGGUCGGAAAGUAUUGAGGUGCAGAGAUGACGGAGAUGAAGAUUACUAUAAGCAGCGGUUAAGGAGAUGGAAUAAACUGAGAAUGCGGGACAAAGAGAAGUGUCUGAAGCUUGAAGACGAUUCAGAGGAAAGUGAUGCUGAAUUUGAUGAAGGUUUUAAAAUGCCGGGUUUUCUGUUCAAAAAGCUUUUUAAGUACCAGCAGACAGGUGUUAGGUGGCUGUGGGAAUUGCACUGCCAGCAGGCAGGAGGAAUUCUGGGAGACGAAAUGGGAUUGGGCAAGACCAUCCAGAUAAUUGCCUUCUUGGCAGGUCUGAGCUACAGCAAGAUCAGGACUCGUGGUUCAAAUUACAGGUUCGAGGGGUUGGGUCCAACUGUAAUUGUGUGUCCAACCACAGUGAUGCAUCAGUGGGUGAAGGAAUUUCACACGUGGUGGCCUCCGUUCAGAGUGGCAAUUCUACAUGAAACCGGCACCUAUUCCCAUAAAAAGGAGAAACUAAUUCGAGAUAUUGCUCUUUGUCAUGGAAUUUUGAUCACUUCUUACUCCUACAUUCGACUGAUGCAAGAUGACAUGAGCAGGCAUGACUGGCAUUAUGUGAUCUUGGACGAAGGACACAAAAUUAGAAAUCCCAAUGCUGCUAUCACCCUUGCUUGCAAACAGUUCCGCACCCCUCAUCGCAUCAUCUUGUCUGGCUCACCGAUGCAAAAUAACCUCCGCGAGCUCUGGUCGCUCUUUGAUUUCAUCUUCCCAGGGAAGUUGGGCACAUUGCCUGUGUUUAUGGAGCAGUUCUCUGUCCCCAUUACUAUGGGGGGAUACUCAAAUGCUUCUCCAGUGCAGGUUAAAACUGCCUAUAAGUGUGCGUGUGUCUUGCGGGAUACCAUCAAUCCAUACCUGCUACGCAGAAUGAAGUCAGAUGUCAAAAUGAGCCUUUCUUUGCCUGAUAAAAAUGAACAGGUCUUGUUUUGCCGUCUCACAGAUGAGCAACAUAAAGUCUACCAAAAUUUCAUUGAUUCCAAAGAAGUUUAUGGAAUUCUCAAUGGAGACAUGCAGAUUUUCUCUGGACUUGUGGCCCUAAGAAAAAUCUGCAACCAUCCUGACCUCUUUUCUGGAGGCCCGAAGAAUAUCAAAGGCAUUCCAGAUGGUGAACUAGAGGAGGAUCAGUUUGGAUACUGGAAACGUUCUGGGAAAAUGAUCGUUGUUGAGUCCUUGUUGAAAAUCUGGCACAAGCAGGGUCAACGAGUAUUGCUGUUUUCUCAGUCGAGACAGAUGUUGGACAUACUUGAAGUGUUCCUUAGAGCCCAAAAGUAUUCUUAUCUCAAGAUGGAUGGCACCACGACUAUAGCCUCAAGACAACCACUGAUUACAAGAUACAACGAGGACACGUCCAUCUUUGUGUUUCUUCUCACCACUCGGGUGGGUGGCAUAGGAGUCAACCUGACAGGGGCCAACAGAGUCAUCAUCUACGACCCUGACUGGAACCCAAGCACAGAUACGCAGGCCCGGGAGCGAGCAUGGAGGAUAGGCCAGAAGAAGCAGGUGACGGUGUACAGGCUUCUGACUGCAGGCACCAUUGAGGAGAAGAUUUACCACCGACAAAUCUUCAAACAGUUUUUGACAAACAGAGUACUAAAAGAUCCAAAGCAAAGACGAUUUUUCAAGUCCAAUGAUCUUUACGAACUGUUUACUCUGACAAGUCCUGAUGCAUCCCAGAGCACUGAAACAAGUGCUAUUUUUGCAGGAACUGGCUCAGAUGUUCAGACACCCAAACGCCAGUUAAAAAGAAAACUUCAGCCAGCCGUGGGAACAGACCAUAAUGUCUCAGUGUGCCAAAAGCUUUCUGAUCCUAGUGCACCUGCCAGUGAUGCCACACCAUCUGAGGAGAGACCUGCCGUUACCAGAGCUGAAGCAAAGGCAGUAACUUCUAAUCAGGGUGAUCUUUUGAAAGACGCGCCUCAGACACUUAGCGGUCUGACUAGCAGUGAUGGGCUGGAAGAAGAGACAAAGGCGGUGUUGGGACUAGAGGAGGCAUCAGUGAUAAGUGGAAGUGGGGGGUGUUCAGAUUCUCCAGGAAUCAGCAGGACCACUGGGGAAGAGAGCACUGAUGAGAAGCAAGGUCUUUCUGAUCAAGCAGAAAGCUUCAAGAUUCAAGCAGGACCUUUUUGGGGGAAUGAACAAGUGGAAAAUAAUUUUUAUAAGCACAAGUCAAAAACAAAACAUAGUGUAGCAGAAGAAGAGACCCUGAAGAAACACAUCAGGCCAAAGCAAAAGCCUAAGAAGCAUCGCAGAGAUGCCAAGUUUGAAGGGACUCGGAUUCCACAUUUAGUGAAGAAAAGGCAAUACCAGAAGCAAGACCACGAAAAUGAGAAAGACACCAAGGAACGCAGCAAUGAUGAUUAUGUUUUGGAAAAGCUUUUCAAAAAAUCAGUCGGCGUGCACAGUGUCAUGAAACACGACGCAAUCAUGGAUGGGGCCACUCCCGAUUACGCCCUGGUGGAGGCAGAGGCCAACCGAGUGGCCCAGGAUGCGCUGAAGGCACUGAGGCUCUCCAGGCAGAGAUGUCUGGGGGCUGGCUCUGGUGUUCCCACCUGGACUGGCCACAGAGGGACUUCGGGCACACCAGCAGGAGUCAAGAGAAGGUUUGGUCAGAAAAGGAAUUCCAAUUCCAGCUUCUCUGCGCAGCAGCCUUCUUCAGCAUCUCCAAAGAAGUACCAGGAUGGUGUCAUGAAAAAAGACGGGAAAGACAAUGCUCCUGAGCAUUUUAGUGGAAAAGGAGAGAAUUCAGAGUCUUCAUCUGGAGCCCUCACUUCAUCCUCCCUGUUGGCUAAAAUGAGAGCUAGAAACCACCUGAUUUUGCCAGAAAGGUUGGAAAGUGAAAAUGUGCACCUUCCAGAGGCUUUGGUCCCGCCGCCCUCUACAGCUACCACGGAACAUGAUGACCUUCUGGUGGAAAUGAGGAACUUCAUUGCUUUUCAGGCCCAGGUUGAUGGCCAGGCCAGCACACAGGAGAUUCUGCGGGAAUUUGAAUCCAAGUUAUCAGCAUCACAGUCUUGUGUCUUUCGAGAACUCUUGAGAAAUCUGUGUACUUUUCAUAGAACUUCUAGUGGUGAAGGAAUUUGGAAACUGAAGCCGGAAUACUGCUGAUCAAUGUGAACUUUAAAUGGACUUUUCUAGUAGCAAGUUCUGAUUAUUAAUACUCUGACUAGUGAUUAUAUGUUUACCAACAGAAGUUGGCUGCACUGGGUGUUUACUUGGAAUAUCUACCUCAUCAUUAGAACUUUAAGGAAGAAGAAAUUCUUCUUUGAAAGUUAAAAUUUUUUUAUUACAAAUGACUAAAGAAGGACAUACUUAGGUUUGUUUUCUUUCCUUUUUUUGGUACUUUGAAUUAUGUUAUCAAAUCAGGGACCGAAAGGUUAAUUCUUUACAUACCCAAAAGAUACUGUCAGGGAGCACAUUACCGGUUGUUUAGCAGUUUAUACAACAGAAAUCUCAAAAAUUCUUUUUACUGGUGCUAAAAAUGAUUUUUAUAUUUAGCCAGACCUGUUCAGUAACUUCCUUAGACUCUGAUAAUAGCAUUACUUUUGGUGCAUAGCUUUUAAGUCUUUAAAUUUAUCAUUUACCACCCCCAACAAAUAUCAGUUUGCUACCUUUUGAUUCUUAUAAUUGCUUGUAAUUGAUCUUCCUUUAAGGUACUGUUAAAUUGCCAGGUAUUUCUGUUAGUAAAAUAUGAAAUAGCUUGGUAAGAUAAGCAUUUGCAGAAAGCUAUAGGGACUCAGUUUACACUGGCUUUAGGCUAAGCCAAGGGUGUCUAACAGUGACUCUUUGUUUUAGGAAAAUGAAAUGUGUUAUCUUAAAAAAAAAAAAAUUCAAACAGAACCAACAUUAAGUACACGUAACACAACCAGUGCACACACACACACACACACA
This is a messenger RNA of Condylura cristata (star-nosed mole), 5335 nucleotides long. It is a transcript of the gene ERCC6, whose product is annotated as excision repair cross-complementation group 6. The transcript is spliced from 21 exons. Gene Ontology annotation, molecular function: ATP-dependent chromatin remodeler activity; ATP binding. Gene Ontology annotation, biological process: transcription-coupled nucleotide-excision repair. Gene Ontology annotation, cellular component: nucleus. The coding region runs from base 98 to 4552 and encodes 1484 amino acids. The record is from RefSeq and is a predicted model, not a curated record. NCBI's taxonomy places the organism in Eukaryota, Metazoa, Chordata, Mammalia, Eulipotyphla, Talpidae.